Micropterus salmoides (largemouth bass) is the source of this 3329-nucleotide messenger RNA. RefSeq names its product immunoglobulin superfamily member 2-like. Lineage: Eukaryota; Metazoa; Chordata; Actinopteri; Centrarchiformes; Centrarchidae. Bases 508 to 3105 code for a protein of 865 amino acids. The record is from RefSeq and is a predicted model, not a curated record. The transcript has 10 exons.
AACGCAAUUCAAACGCGGGCACUUUAUCUCCGCGAGACUGAUCGGGUUAAUAGCCUACCAGUAUUGACUAUUAUUAUGUCAAUUAAUAGCUAAUCGAAUUCUGGGAAACCGGAAGUUACACACAUUAUCGGCUAUUCUGAAAUGAAUGAAAGGUAAAAUGUUUGUAGGACAAGGGCAGAAAAUUUGUAAGACCUGGACGGGUGUCGCUCUCUGAAGAUGCCGAUAGAGUGCACCAUCUGCCUGCAGGAGAGACCCGAGCAUUUAUUUCACCUCACUGCACAUUAUUUCAGCCCGUAUGAGCCCCAACGAGGACAGCGCGUUUUUUUCCGACAACGGAAAUAUAUCUAACCCAAAUCACAUAAGACUGUAGAUCGAGGCCGGAACAAAUCUAUUUGGAAGCAACCACUUCAGUGUCUGUAAAAGCUCCGGUGGAUCUGAAGACUUACUAGGGGCCUCGUCACAGAUGCUAUGGUGUGAACACUGUGGUACUUCUGAAGCGGGUUCAGGAUGAUGUGUUCCGUGCAAUCAUUUUGGAGGGUCAAUUUGUUAUUCUGUCUGGGACUAUUUCUGCACUGUGGAGAAGCCAGAGUGCACACUGAAGUACAGGCUGGGCCUCUGUAUCGUGUGGUGGGUUCUUUGCUCUCCAUCACCUGCAAUGUGAGUGGCUUUGCCAGUGCUAGCACCAGAAAAGAAUUUGAAUUCUGUAUUAACAAGCCUUCAAAUCCCACUUUUGAAAUUAACAUCAUCAGCACCAGUGACCAAAGCUUCAGCUUUGCUAUGUAUGGCAGCCGUGUGAGAACUGGGGAAAUUACUCUGAAACAUGUUUCUUCAAACUCAGUCGUCUUUGAGAUACAAAGCCUAGAAAAACAUGAUGAAGGGGAAUAUGAAUGUUCUGUAAUCAACACAGAACAGAUUUAUAAUGGAAUCUAUAGUGCUAAAACAACAGUGAAAGUGAUUGACAACUCCCUAAGCGUUUCAUCACCUUCGUCCACCUCACUGAGCUAUAAUGAGGACGAUGCUCUCACUUUAACAUGCCAAGCCUCCACUAACACCAUCCAGCACACCCAUCUGUCUCUUGCCUGGUAUCUCCAUAAAGAUGGCGAGGACAAUGCUCAUCCUAUAAUUUCUCUGGACAGAGAUUUCACACUGAACCCAGGCCAGGGGUUUGAGGGGCGAUACCAAGCUGGACUCAUAAGUUUAGAUAAAAUGGGAGAGACCACAUACAGGCUUAAGAUGGCUCAGUUACAGCUUUCAGACCAAGGCAGGAUCUACUGCCAGGCUCAGGAGUGGAUCCAAGAUCCUGACCGCUCCUGGUAUGUUAUCACACAGAAGGAUGCAGAGGAAACUACCCUGAAUGUCAACGCCAGAGAGGUGGUGCCAGACAUGUCUUCUCUGGUGGUGAGAGUCUCGGCACAGCCGACAACUCUGCAGGAGGGGCAAGAGCUAACGUUAUCCUGCAGCGUAGACACACACAACCUGGAGGAAAGGUUCUUCUCUGUAGCCUGGCUCAGGGGAAGUGAUGAGCUGGCCCGCAUUGGCCCUACAGGCAUUCUGUCUGUAGGACCCAAGUAUAGCGUGCGAGCGAAAGAAGGCGAGCUCAGGGCAGCCCGGACGGGAGACAGAGAUUACAGUCUCAUAUUGCAGCCUGUUAGAACUGAUGACCAAGGAGAGUAUAUCUGUAGGGCAUGGCCUCAGGACAGAGGCCAGGAUGGGGCCUUUACACAGGGAGCAGCCAAGGACUCCAUCAGCAAGUUGGUCAACAUCUCAGCCACAGAAAGUGGGCUCUCAGUUGAAAUGCAAAACACUCCGAGUGUGAACGAAGGUGACAGGUUGAAGCUCACCUGUAAAGUGCUUGGGGUCAAAGGUCAGCUCUCCGUCACCUGGCAACAUAGAUCAGCAUCCACCACAACACCCAUGUUCACCACUCUCAUCAGUCUAAGUCAGGAGGGUGUUACGGCGAAAGCGAAGGAGUUCAUGAGUCGCAAAGUAAAGGCAAUGCGUCCAUCAACUGACACCUUUACCCUAGAGCUUGAUGAGGUCACACCUUCUGAUUCAGGUGUCUACCAGUGUACUGUGUCUGAGUGGAAUGCUAAUAGCAAGACCAACAGCCAGUCACAGACUACAACUGUGACAGUGGCUCCUGUGGAUUCAUUUGUGAAAGUGAACCUGAUAAGUCGCAAAACCAGAGUGCCUGUAGGAGAAAAUGUGGAGUUGAUGUGCCGGGUCAGAGGGCCACGCAUACCAUUAACACUGACUUGGAGCCUGCAGCGUGAUGUCUCAACCCUAGAUAACAUUCUGACACUGUACUUUGAUGGUGCCAUCAGCUGGUCUGGAGACCAGCACCGCUACCAGCUGAAAGUAGAGAACAAAAAGAAUGAAGUCAUUCACUACCUUCUUAUCAACGGUGCAAGCCACAGGGAGGCAGGGAGCUACCAGUGUAGCGUGUCUGUCUUUCUGGAGAAUGUACACAAGAAGCUACCUGCAUCCAACCAGGUGGCUGUGAGUGUGCAGAACCCAGGAAAAAACCUGUCCAUUGUAAAGAAAGAAGAGGAGCUGAAUGUGAGCAGUUCCCAGAAUUUCACUGUCCCCUGUCAUAUUGCCAAACAAUCCAGCAUUAAAUCUGUGUUCCAGGUCACGUGGUUUUGGCAGAAAUGGGGAGAAACUGAACCUAGCCCCAUAUUCUCAGUUUACCGAAACUGUACCCUACAAUACAGUGUGGAGAAGGGUGGUUGUCUAAGAUAUGACCACCCUUUGCCCAACCAGUUCAGCCUAACAGUUUUGAAGCCAGGUCCUGAAGAUAGUGGCGUGUAUUUCUGUGCAGUAGAAGAGUGGCUUCCAUCUCUGUCCCAUGGGUGGUGGAAGAUUGCAGAGGAAAUGUCCGGAAAUUGGACUGUCAAUGUCUAUGCAGAAGGACCUGCUAAAGCAGUCUUUGAGCCAGAAUGCAUGUCAGGUACCUGGAUAGGGAUUCUCGUAGCUGUUGUCAUCGGCACACUGUUGGUCAUAUUGCUACUGGUGCUGAAGAUAUGCCGGAGUAAAGGAAAGAAGAAAGGAGAAUCUCUGUGGGCAGAGCAGCCUCUGAACACCAAAGCCAGUGCAGAGGAAUGAAACUCAAAGAGGAAAAAUGCAAUUUAAAAAAAAAAAAGUUGUUUUAUAACUAUAUAAAGUUGUAUUGUAUGUUUGUUUUUUAAUUCAAAGUUCAAUAAUUUGUUUAACUGAAUUAUGAUGAUCUGUUUUAAAAAAAACAAAAACUUGUUUAAAUGUUUUAUACUCUGCAGUGGGGAAUAAUUUUGCCUUUUUUGAAUUAAAUUCAUUAAGCCUUUAAAAUUAAA